AUGGUUAGGGAUAACAGAUACCAGGGUUUUAGGCCAUCAAAACAUGUUAUCCCGGGUGGUUAUGGUAAACGUUAUGAACAGUUAUACCAAUUGAAUAAUAUGACCGACUAUUUGGAUAUACGUUUGAAUAGUCAUAGCAGUCAGAUAUAUGUACCGAAACAGUCGUUGAAAACCUAUUAUCCUAAAGGUUUAGUAUUGUUUGGUACUAACUAUACAGUAAUCGGUAGUCUACUGUCCCCUCAGGGCAUUGUCGAAGAUUUUUUGGCUAACUGUUCAACUUAUCAUAGUUUAAGUGACGAUAAGACACAUACUGAAUGUCUGAAUAAUAAUUUAGCAAAACUUGGCGAACAUAUACAUCAAGAGUUGGAAAUGGAUGAAAAUCUAUUGGUGUUUAGUCCGACCGCCAGAUAUCCCAAUAAUUUUCUAAUGUUUUUCCACAUUCGGCAACAUUGGGUCAGUUUUAUGGAGAUUACUAUCAAUCGGUUAAGAUUUGAGUUCAAUAUUUUUGAAAAAGAGACGGACUGUCCGCUACUUAGCGAUACUAACUCACAAAUGUGUAAAACACCUAAAUUUUUUGGACAACUAAGCGACGAUAUGUUGAAACAAUUGGUCACAAUUAUGGACUAUAGGCUUAGCGAUGAUGGAAAUAGUGGCCAUAUAUUAUGGUUUACUAUUGAUGGUCGACCCAUCGAAUGUUUUGCUAAUAUCUCCAAAACAGACAAACCUACCGAUAAUCCGACUACUGGUUCACCGAUAGCUACCGAUACUACUCUUACAUUGUCCGACAUAUCAACUGAAAACAUUGGAUCAGCUAAUCACACGACAACAGCAACAACAUCAACAACAACGGCAACAAACCAUAUUAUGACAACCGAGUAUACCAUUGAAGAUCAACCGACCGACCAUACGGUCAAUAUAAUACUCGGACUGAUUGUCAUUAUAUGUCUGUUCAUUACCGGUGCAAUCAUUAUCGUACUGAUUGUUAUUCAACGUCAUCGACAAACUAGACGUAAACUAUCAAACAAAUUGUCAGCAAACAGGAGGCCAUCAUUUAGGACAUCAUCGGCGGACACAACAUCUGAAUUGCAAUCCAUAACGACAGUCAAUACAGUAAACUCGUCAAACAGUUAA
This is a messenger RNA of Oppia nitens, 1131 nucleotides long. RefSeq lists its product as uncharacterized. Bases 1 to 1131 code for a protein of 376 amino acids. The transcript is spliced from 3 exons. Lineage: Eukaryota; Metazoa; Arthropoda; Arachnida; Sarcoptiformes; Oppiidae. The record is from RefSeq and is a predicted model, not a curated record.